AUGCCAAACUUCUGUGUGGCCCCCAACUGCACGCACAAGAGCACGCAGUCCGACCUGGCGUUCUUCAGGUUCCCUCGACCGGCUAGAUGCCAGAAGUGGGUGGAGAAUUUUAGGAGAGCAGACUUAGAAGAUAAAACACCAGAUCAACUAAAUAAGCAUUAUCGAUUAUGUGCCAAACACGUUGAGACCUUUAUGAUCUGUAGAACUAGACCUUAUAGGACAGUUCUUCGAGAUAAUGCAAUACCAACAAUAUUUGAUCUUACCAGCCAUUUAAACAACCCACAUAGUCGACACAGAAAACAGAUAAAAGAAUUGAGUGAAGAUGAAAUCAGGACUCUGAAACAGAAAAAAAUUGAAGAAAGGUCUGAACAGGAACCAAAACAUAAAGAAAUAAACAACAGCAACCCUCAGAACCCCAGUGCUGAAGAGGGGGGUGAAGAACAGGAUGAAGAUAUUUUACCUUUAACUCUUGAAGAAAAGGAAAAUAAGAAAUAUUUAAAAUCUCUAUUUGAAAUUUUGAUUCUUAUGGGAAAACAAAAUAUACCUCUGGAUGGACAUGAAGCUGAUGAAAUCCCAGAAGGUCUCUUUACUCCUGAUAACUUUCAAGCACUGCUGAAAUGCCGAAUAAAUUCUGGUGAAGAGGUUCUAAGAAAGCGCUUUGAGACAACAGCAGUUAACACAUUAUUCUGUUCGAAAACACAGCAGAAACAGAUGCUUGAAAUUUGUGAGGGCUGCAUUCGGGAAGAAACGCUCAGGGAAGUAAGUGACAUAGCAGGGGAAGAGCAGCUGCCCGUGCUGGUGAGGUUUGUCGAUGACUCGUAUAAUCUGAGAGAGGAAUUUGUUGGCUUUCUGCCUUACGAAGCUGAUGCAGAAAUUUUGGCUGUGAAAUUUCAUACUAUGGUAACUGAGAAGUGGGGGCUAAACAUGGAAUAUUGUCGUGGGCAGGCUUACAUUGUGUCCAGUGGAUUUUCUUCCGAAAUGAAAGUUGUUGCUUCUAGACUUCUAGAGAAAUAUCCCCAAGCUGUCUAUACACUCUGCUCUUCCUGUGCCUUGAAUAUGUGGUUGGCAAAAUCAGUGCCUGUUAUGGGAGUAGCUGUUGCAUUAGGAACAAUUGAGGAGGUUCGUUCUUUUUUCUACCGAUCACCACAAUUGCUUUUAGAGCUUGAUAAUAUAAUUUCUGUCCUCUUUCAGAACAAUGAGGAAAGGGGUAAAGAACUGAAGGAAAUUUGCCAUUCUCAGUGGACAGGCAGGCAUGAUGCUUUUGAAAUUGUAGUAGACCUUCUGCAAGCGCUUGUUUUAUGUUUAGAUGGAAUAAAAAGUGAUACAAACAUUAGAUGGAAUAACUGCAUAGCUGGCCGAGCAUUUGCGCUCUGUAGUGCAGUAACAGAUUUUGAUUUUAUUGUUACUAUUGUAGUUCUUAAAAAUGUUUUAGCUUUUACAAGAGCCUUUGGGAAAAAUCUUCAAGGACAAACCUCUGAUGUCUUCUUUGCAGUCAGUAGCUUGACUGCGGUUCUGCAUUCACUAAAUGAAGUGAUGAAAAAUGUCGAAGUUUAUCAUGAAUUUUGGUUUGAAGAAGCCACAAAUUUGGUAACCAACCUUGAUGUUCAGAUGAAACUCCCUGGUAAAUUCUGCAGAGCUCAGCAAGGUAACCUGAAGUCUCAGCUGACUUCUGAAGUUCCUAAAGAAACUCUCAGUGUUCCAACAGUGGAGCACAUUAUUCAGGAACUGAAAGCUAUUUUCUCAGAACAACACCUAAAAGCUCUUAAAUGCUUAUCUCUGGUAUCCUCUGUCAUGGUCCAGCUCAAAUUCAACACAACAGAGGAACAUCAUGCUGACAUGUACAGAAGUGACUUGCCGAAUCCUGAUACUCUCUCAGCUGAACUGCACUGUUGGAGAAUCAAGUGGAAACACAGAGGGAAAGACAUAGAACUUCCUUCUACCAUCUGUGAAGCCCUCCAUUUGCCAGACAUCAAAUUUUUUCCAAAUGUUUAUGCAUUACUGCAGGUCCUGUGCAUUCGUCCUGUGAUGAAAGUUGAGAGUGAAUGAUAUGAAAAUGGGCAGAAGCAUCUCAAAGCUUACCUGAGGAACACUUUGACAGACCAAAGGUCAAGUAACUUGGCUUUGCUUAAUGUAAAUUUUGAUAUAAAACAUGAUUUAGAUUUAAUGGUAGACACAUAUAUCAAACUCUAUACAUCUAAGUCUGAGCUUUCUACGGAUAAUUCAGAAACCAUUGAAAAUACUUGAGAUUUCUAACAGGUUUUCUCUUCCUUUUGAAAACUAAGAAGUUUGAAAUAUUACAGAAAAGUAUAAUAUAUGUAGGCCACUUUAUCACUGACUAUCUUUAGUAGGCCUCCCAUUGA
Suncus etruscus (white-toothed pygmy shrew) is the source of this 2360-nucleotide messenger RNA. RefSeq names its product 52 kDa repressor of the inhibitor of the protein kinase-like. Gene Ontology annotation, molecular function: protein dimerization activity. Lineage: Eukaryota; Metazoa; Chordata; Mammalia; Eulipotyphla; Soricidae. The record is from RefSeq and is a predicted model, not a curated record.